Messenger RNA from Oncorhynchus masou masou (cherry salmon), 360 nucleotides. Its product is annotated as helix-loop-helix protein 2-like. Lineage: Eukaryota; Metazoa; Chordata; Actinopteri; Salmoniformes; Salmonidae. Bases 1 to 360 code for a protein of 119 amino acids. The transcript has a single exon. Gene Ontology annotation, molecular function: DNA-binding transcription factor activity, RNA polymerase II-specific; RNA polymerase II cis-regulatory region sequence-specific DNA binding; protein dimerization activity. Gene Ontology annotation, biological process: regulation of transcription by RNA polymerase II. The record is from RefSeq and is a predicted model, not a curated record.
AUGAUGCUAAGUCCAGACCAGCCAGAUGCCGGGCUGCCCACAGAGACCCUGCUGAACGGCAUCAAGAUGGAGUGUGCCCCCAUGCCUGCGGAGCCCGCAGAAGGCCAGGGCAAGGCGCGAUCUCUGUCCAUGCCUUCCCUCAGCAGGGAGGAGAAGAGGAGGCGGCGGCGUGCCACCGACAAGUACCGGUCCGCACACGCCACGAGAGAGCGCAUCCGCGUUGAGGCCUUCAACGUUGGGUUCGCCGAGCUGAGGAAACUUCUCCCGACACUUCCGCCAGACAAGAAGCUGUCCAAGAUGGAGAUCCUCCGGCUGGCAAUCUGCUACAUCACCUACCUCAACCAUGUGCUGGACGCGUAG